CCAGUGGCAAGAAGGGCCGCCUUGGCGACCUCAUGGUCAUGGAUGACGAGAGCUACCGCCCUCCGCCCUCCAAGUCAUCUGCCCAGAAAAAGUCCAGCAAAUCGUCUUCCAAGUCGGCGUCUUCAUCUAUCGCUCGCAACCGAGCCCAUCGAGCAACUGUGAAACCUGGAGCGUACGAAAUUCCGCAGAUGUCAGCUCCGCUGGACAUGUGGAUCCGAAAGCCCUCUGCCCCGAAGAGUAGUCUUCUAUCUCGCCCGGCCCAUGUGUCCGCCCCAGCUCGUCUGGCUGAGGUAACCACUCCCAGAGCGGCCCCCACCCCCAAGGCAGGGAGUAGAAGGCCAGUGCCAGCGCCGAGACGGCAGCGGUCGGUAUCGAGUGAGCUAUCACCGGCACCAGAGACGCAGGUUACUAGACCACUUCAGCGCGUCGAGUCUAGCCUGCUGUCCCCAGCACCGCCGACGCCACCGGCUCCAGCUUCGCAGCGUUCUGCCAAGGCACUACCUGCCGCCCCGUCUCGUUCUCGUCCUUCUACUCAGGCAGAUCCUACGCCACGUCCUUCUCAGAAGGAGCGCCAAGAAUGUGACGCCGCACCCGCGCCCAAGAGUCCUUCGCCAACAGAGUCACCGCCUACGGACGUGGCUCCCGGAUUCGACGACAUAGACGAUGUCCUCGCCGAGUAUGCCGACUUUGCCGUCAGCCCCACCCAGUCAAUGGUCAGCCUCGCGUCCAGAAGAAGCAUCAACACUCCAAGAACGCCGAGACGCCAACCGACCGGCUCAAGAUUGUCGGCUUCGCCUCUUGCGAGUCGUACGCACCUGCCGACGCCAGCCAGAAGCGGUGCAAAUGACGCGCCGCCGUCAAGCCAGACAAGCACGCCGGCAAAGCCUCGCCCUGGCAUGUCCCUGACGUCAGAGAUCUGGCGUGAACAUGAGCGGGACUUGGCGGGUGAAGAUGCCUCUCGCGAGAAGGCUCGCAUGCAAGCGGAGGCGCGGUGGGAGCGACAGCGACGAGCUGCGGCGUUGAGAGAAGAAAUGGAUGAAGAGGAGGAAUUAGACUUUGACCUGCAGUUCCUUGACACUCUACCAGUGCCUGCCCAGGAAGCCGUCGAUGAGGCGCAGGAGGAACCCUUAGAUGCGCGAAGGCGAUCGUCUCGUGGCCGUCCUACGGGCCCCAAGUCUUCUGCCACGAAGCCUGAUCCCGAGGAACAGGAGAGGCUGAAGAACAAGAAAAAGGAGGAAUCGGCCUUCAAGAAGCUCCUGAGUGACCGAGCUCGCGACUCUCGCCGUGGACGCGGUGAAGAAGCCAUCGGUGCCGCUCUAGAAGCAUUAAAGACUCCGCCCCGCGGCCCCGACCAUGGGUCGGGAGAUGCUGCAUGGAUGGGAAGCGAGGCGACCGGACUCGAGCUGGACGACGACACCAAGGCAGCCGCACAGAUGUUCAUGGCUGAGCGAAGCGCCGCUGCGAGUCGAGAGCAAGAGCUGUUGGCGUUGACCAAAGUGUUCUGGGACGAAAGGCCGAUUGCUGAGACUACGCCGUCUGGCAGGGUUGUCUUGUCAACCACUGAAGAAGACAGCGACCCAGUCGUGGAGCUGCUGCAUGAUGUUGAAGACCCAUCAACCCUCAUGGCGUACCUCACCGCUGGUAUCCUGGACGCUGCCGACAGAGGGUCCAUCCCGCGCAUAGCCGACUGGCUGUUCGCCACCGCGUUCGUCACGGAAUCGACCGAGCUUGCGUGGACCGCUGUCUCUAAGCUCCAGCAGAUAAUGGAUACGCACGACCCCCACCCAUUCAUAACAGGAGAGCGACUGUUCAAGCGAAUCGAGUCCGUGUGGGCCUCACUCGGUGCCAGGCAGGGACAGCCGACAUCGAACCUAUUUGAGGACGGAACAGUUCAACGCUCCCGAGACGACGCGAGUGCCAUACUCUGCGUCAUCAUCGAGGCGGCUGUCCAAAAUUGCGGGAAAGGCGAUGGGUUCACCGAGGCGGACCUCGAAGGACUUAUCCUCCGGCUGUUCGCUCUACUCGCCGAACCUUCGACUACAGCUACGCUGUCGCAACAGAUCGCUCAAACGAUCGGCCGAACCCUCCUUCUCACCCCAACGCAGAACAUUGCGGCCCUCGCCUUCAAAGCCGCUGAACUCGUGGCGCCGUUAUCCAAACAGCUGCAGGCUCGUGCUGUGCUCACCCUUGGCGGAGGUACCUCUGCGGUGCGCCAGCUAGUCCGCUGGCUAGCGAUUAGUCUCAUCCUCCCCGAGAUCCGCGGCGAGAAGGAGCAGCCUCCAUCUGCAGUCGACAUGGACAUUUUGCAGCAAGGUCUGGACCACAUCCAGGACCUGAUGCCUGAUGGUACGACCGAUUACUGGCCCGCAAGCGACGCCUUCACUCUCUGGUCGCUGGCGCUUGGCGAUGAGUCCGAGGACGCCAACGGCUCGGCGGACGACACUCGCCGCCAUCUCAACAGACUACUGCACUCUAUUCGCGACAAGGCGCAAGAAGGCCCAGCUGCGUCGCUCAAGGGACGAAUGGACCAGCUGAAGCAUGUGCUCAAGCUGCAAGAUGAUAAGCGCCAGGGCCGGCGCGGGAAGCAAACAGACGCCACAAGCUGGCUCUUUGGUGAAGAGAGGGGCCAGACGAAGUUGUCGUUCGCCCCUACUGGAGGAGCUUAGAGUAGUAUAUUGUGAAUUGUUGUAGAACAUAGCACGGCG
Messenger RNA from Vanrija pseudolonga, 2705 nucleotides. RefSeq lists its product as uncharacterized. The transcript has 3 exons. Lineage: Eukaryota; Fungi; Basidiomycota; Tremellomycetes; Trichosporonales; Trichosporonaceae. The record is from RefSeq and is a predicted model, not a curated record. The coding region runs from base 33 to 2666 and encodes 877 amino acids.